Cladophialophora bantiana CBS 173.52 is the source of this 453-nucleotide messenger RNA. RefSeq lists its product as uncharacterized. The record is from RefSeq and is a predicted model, not a curated record. NCBI's taxonomy places the organism in Eukaryota, Fungi, Ascomycota, Eurotiomycetes, Chaetothyriales, Herpotrichiellaceae. Gene Ontology annotation, molecular function: oxidoreductase activity, acting on the CH-OH group of donors, NAD or NADP as acceptor. The coding region runs from base 1 to 453 and encodes 150 amino acids. The transcript is spliced from 2 exons.
AUGACCUCGACAUUCGCCAUCUGUGAAGAUGUCGGAAAGUAUUGGGUCGCCAACAACAUGCCGGAAAAGAUCAUUAAUACCGCAAGCCUCGCGUCUUUCAUCGGUAACGUCAGAAUCGUGCGGUAUGCUAUGAGCCAAGGAGGCGUUGCACAACUCACCAAAGCUUUGAACAAUGAAUGGGCAGCGAAGGAAAUCAAUGUGAAUGCCAUUGCUCCGGGCCAUGUCUUGCCCGUCUGCCACUUUGAUUGCCUUGCCUCGCAGCUUACCGAACCUACCUGCAUAGCGGGUCGAUGGGGCACGCCAGAAGACUUCAAAGGCUCGUCGGUGUUUCUAACCAGCUCUGCAAGUGAUUACAUCCACGGGCAAAUAUUGCUGGUCAGUAUCUGGGACUUGUUAUUCAUCGUGUAUGACUGUAUUCAAACAGGACGCUGUAGCUGGAUGGGGGAUUUAUAG